This is a messenger RNA of Canariomyces notabilis, 303 nucleotides long. RefSeq lists its product as uncharacterized. The record is from RefSeq and is a predicted model, not a curated record. NCBI's taxonomy places the organism in Eukaryota, Fungi, Ascomycota, Sordariomycetes, Sordariales, Chaetomiaceae. The coding region runs from base 1 to 303 and encodes 100 amino acids. The transcript is spliced from 2 exons.
AUGUCAUCAGACUCGGACGCGACCCUUGAACCCGAGAGCCCGUCCUCAACAGCAGCAGAGCACACCCCGCUAGAGCAAACCAUCGACAUUGAUCCCGACGACGAUCUUCUCCUGUGGGUCGGCUUGGACCUCGGCACCCCCUCCAACAUCAGGCCAAGUGCAAUGCAAGUCCUUCCCACCAUCGUUCAUGGCGACCUUGGCAAUGUCUCCCAAUAUGUGGAGAUUGUCCAGCUCUACGAUAUCGUGAUGCUCGUCGACAAGUACGGGCUGCACCGCGCGCUUAAGCCGUGGGUUCGUCCAUGA